This is a messenger RNA of Phragmites australis (common reed), 2292 nucleotides long. RefSeq names its product cation/H(+) antiporter 15-like. Gene Ontology annotation, molecular function: antiporter activity. The transcript is spliced from 4 exons. Bases 12 to 2219 code for a protein of 735 amino acids. Gene Ontology annotation, cellular component: endomembrane system; membrane. NCBI's taxonomy places the organism in Eukaryota, Viridiplantae, Streptophyta, Magnoliopsida, Poales, Poaceae. The record is from RefSeq and is a predicted model, not a curated record. Gene Ontology annotation, biological process: proton transmembrane transport; regulation of pH.
AGAGAGAGGCAAUGGACGACAGCAUCAACUGUUACGUGGUCCCGCAGACCACGGGCACCGGGCGGAACAUCUUCCAGGGCGGCAGCCCGCUGCAAGAGUCGCUGCCGCUGCUCGGCGUGCAGCUCGUGCUCAUCGUCGCCGUCACCCGCGUCCUCUACUUCCUCCUCAAACCGUUCAAGCAACCCCGCGUCGUGUCCGAGAUCAUGGGAGGCAUCAUACUUGGCCCGUCCGUUCUGUCGCGUAGUCCGGCGUUCAAGGAGAUGGUGUUCCCGGCGAGGGGCGACCCGGUGCUGAGUACCGUAGCGACGUUCGGGCUCAUGUACGUCAUCUUCCUCAUUGGCGUGCGGAUGGACCCGAUGCUCGUCGUCCGCUCAGGCAAGAAGGGCGUUAUCAUUGGCCUCUCCGGCUUCCUCCUCCCGCUGGCCAUGACCGCUGCGGGCUCCUCCGGCGCCGCAAUGUCUGCUGAGCGCGACGUGACGCGGCGGUCCACGUUCCUGUUCGCGCUGGCGACGUCCCUCUCGGCCACUUCCUUCGCGGUGCUGUCGCCGAUCCUGUCGGAGCUCAACCUCCUCAACUCGGACCUCGGCCGCAUCGCCAUGUCGGCGUCGAUGACCACCGACGGCAUCGCGUGGCUCAUCAUGGUGGGCUACAUCCUAGCUGAGGCGUUCCUCGUGUCGCCCGUGACGUCGUUCUGGGCAUUCCUCUCGGUGGCCGCGCUCGCGGCGUUCAUACUGCUCGUGGUUCGCCCCGUCGCGCUCUGGGUGAUCGAGCACACGCCGCCAGGCAAGCCGGUGGACGAGACCCACGUGUUCUUCUUCCUCCUCAUCGUUCUCCUAGUCGGGUUCUACAGCGACGUCAUCGGGACCAACUCGUUCCACGGCGCGCUGAUGCUGGGGCUGGCGAUCCCCGACGGGCCGCCGCUCGGCACCGCGCUCGGGGAGAAAAUCGAUGCCAUGGUGUCCGGGCUGAUCCUGCCGUUGUACUACGCCAUGACCGGGCUCAGCACCGACGUGUGGCGCCUGCACUGGGGCAGGCUGCAGCUCGUCGUGUUCCUCGGGUGGUUCGGGAAGCUGAUCGGCGUCAUGGUGCCAUCGCUGUACCUUGAGAUCCCCCUGCGGGACGCCGUGUCGCUAAGCCUCUUCAUGAACUCCAAGGGCAUCGUUGAGGUCAUCACCUUCACCUUCUUCCUCACGAACAAGCUGAUAGGGAAGGGCACGUUCAGCGUCCUCGUGUGCUCGUCGGUGGCGAUCACGGCUGUGUCCGUGCCGGUCGCAGGAUGGCUGUACGACCCAGCACGGCGCUACGCAGUGUACAAGCGGCGCACGGUGCAGCACCUUAAGGCGGACGCUGACCUGCGGAUCCUGGCGUGCGUCCACGACGAAUCCCAUGUCCCGGGUACGCUCUCGCUGCUCGAGGCGUCACACGCCACACCGCAGACGCCCAUCGGCCUCUACCUCCUCCAGCUCGUCGAGAUCGCCGGCCGCUCUGCGCCGGUGUUCAUCCCCCACAAGCUCCGCCGCAACGCCUCCCGAGUCGCCACGCCCAGCACGCCGCCCACCGACUCCGACCGCAUCAUCAACGUCUUCUUUCGGUACGAGCUCCGGCACCCGGACGGUGCCGUCUCGGUGCACCCCUUCACCACCAUCUCCCCCUACUCCUCCAUGCACGACGAGGUGUGCCGCCUCGCCGUCGAGAAGCGCACGUCGCUGAUCCUUCUCCACUACCACGAGCGCCACAUGCUCGCUGGCGGCGUUCACGCCGCCGUGGGUCUCCGCGUCGUCAACCGCAAGGUGCUGGAAGUGGCGCCGUGCUCCGUUGCGGUGUUCGUCGACCGCAACGCCGGGAGCGUGGGGAACAUGAAAGUCCAGGAGGAGCUCGUCGGCGACAUGGAGAAGAUCGUCCAUGUCCUGAGGGGCCUCGACAAGGCUGGCUACGACCUCAUCAUCGUUGGCAUGCGACACCGGUGGUACCCGGUGAUGUCCGCUAACGGGCUGUCGGACUGGAGCGAGUGCCCCGAGCUCGGCGUCAUCGGCGACCUCCUCGCGUCCUCCGACUUCGACACGCCGUACUCUGUGCUCAUCAUGAAGCAGCAGGACCAGGGCGGCUUGAACGCCGCCGUGCCAGGAGCCCAAGACCUGUGGCAUGGUAACUACGGCGGUGGCAGCGGCCCGCCGCCCCGGACCAUAUCGAUCGCCGGAUCUAGCAAGCCCCGGCAGUAGGACCGGAAUGAGUAGCACUGUUUGUUAUUUUGAUCUAGAAUGUACAUUCACGGAUUGACCUCCCUAGUUUCAA